AUGGCGAUUACCACGGUUCGCAUUACUGAUGGAAUCUGUUCCUCAGGAUCGAGAAGAGCUUUCAGUCUCGAUUUUUCCUACCGUAAGUCAACCAAACAACUGACCUCUGUCGCUAGCACCGGACGUCUCCGGGGAGGAGGGAAAGUGACGGCGACGGUGAAUCCGUAUUCGCACGCGGAGCCAGAGGAGCGGAAGAGUUUGGCGGAUUUUCUGGUGGAAGCUGAAGAUUUAUUGAGAUCAGACGGCGGAGAUGGAGGUCCGCCUCGGUGGUUCUCUCCGUUGGAAUGUGGCGCACGCGCUCCGGGAUCUCCUCUUCUCCUCUACAUACCUGGGAUCGAUGGUACUGGAUUAGGACUCAUUCGGCAGCAUAAGAGGCUUGGAGAGAUGUUUGACAUAUGGUGCCUUCACUUUCCAGUCAGUGAUCGAACCCCUGCUCCAGACAUUGUGAAACUGAUUGAGAGGACAGUUAGGUCAGAGUACUUCCGUUCACCAAAUAGGCCCAUAUAUAUAGUUGGAGAAUCCAUUGGAGCUUGUCUUGCUAUAGAUGUUGCAGCGACUAACCCCGACAUUGAUAUUGUCUUGAUUCUCGCUAAUCCAGGUUUUCCGUUUGCAACAAUGUUUGAGAGUAUGCUGAAUGAAACUCAUGUCUCGCAGAUGUGUGGAGGGCUCUUAGGAGACUUCUUUGCAACUUCAGCUAAUCUGCCUACUCUGUUUAGGAUACUUCCCAAAGACACACUUUUAUGGAAGCUUCAACUGCUUAAGUCUGCUACAGCAUCUGCCAACUCUCACAUGCACACAGUCAAGGCCCAAACACUGAUACUACUGAGUGGGCGUGAUCAAUGGUUACUGAACAAAGAAGACAUUGAAAAACUCCGUUGUGCACUGCCGAAAAGCGAAGUCCGUCAUUUUGAGAGUAAUGGACACUUCCUCUUCUUGGAACAUGGGGUAGAUUUGGCGACUAUCAUCAAGCAUGCCUACUUUUAUCGUCGUGGAAAGAAACUUGAUUACAUUUCGGAUUACAUUUUGCCUACUCCAUUCGAGCUCAAAGAGUUUGAAGAAUCACAAAGAUGGUUCACCGCUGCUAUAUCUCCAGUAUAUCUCUCAACUCUAGAAAACGGCACAGUGGUAAGAUCACUUGCAGGAAUACCAUCAGAGGGACCGGUUCUGUAUGUUGGCAAUCACCUGUUGCUUGGUCUCGACUUUCGUCCACCAGCAAUCCAUGUCUUGAAAGAAAGGAACAUUAUGUUGCGUGGACUUGCACAUCCAAUGAUGUUUAGCAAGAAGAAAGGCUCAAUGCUCCCUGAUAUGCAGAUGUUCGAUUCACUUAGGAUCAUAGGCGCUGUUCCUGUCUCGAACAUGAACUUCUACAAACUGCUUCGCUCAAAGGCUCACGUGGUUUUGUAUCCUGGAGGUGCCCGUGAAGCUCUGCACAGAAAGGGUGAAGAACACAAGUUGUUUUGGCCACAACAUUCAGAGUUUGUAAGGCUAGCUUCUAAAUUUGGAGCAAAAAUUGUUCCUUUUGGCGUUGUUGGAGAAGAUGAUAUCUGUCAAAUGGUUUUUGAUUAUAAUGAUCAAAUGAAGAUCCCUUUCCUGAAGAAUCUCAUAGAAGAGAUAACACAUGACACAAUCAAGCUGAGGAACGGUGAAGAAGGCGAAGUGGGAAACCAAGAUCUGCAUGUGCCUGGAAUCAUUCCAAAGAUUCCGGGACGGUUCUACGUUUAUUUUGGGAAACCAAUAGAAACAAAAGGUAGAGAGAAAGAGCUAAACGAUAAAGACAAGGCUCAAGGGGUUUACUUGGAGGUCAAGUCAGAAGUAGAAAGAUGUAUGGCUUACCUGAAGGUGAAGAGAGAAAGUGAUCCUUACAGAAACAUAUUCCCGAGGCUUCUCUAUUACCUCUCACAUGGUUUCACUUCCGAGAUCCCAACCUUUGAUCUCCGAAUCCAUUAA
Molecule: messenger RNA, 1947 nt
Organism: Microthlaspi erraticum
Lineage: Eukaryota; Viridiplantae; Streptophyta; Magnoliopsida; Brassicales; Brassicaceae
Source: the annotation of a GenBank genome assembly